ACAACUGCCAGUUGUAUGUGAUCAACAGUACAGUUCAUGGUUGGCAAACAUGACCUUUGAACCAAUGUUCCCCCAGUUAUAUAAACCAGCAGCGAGAUGCCUCACUGUAUCUUAAGCUCUUGAUCCAGUCUGAUCAUGCACACGGUCCAUCUUCUCUGUUUGGCAGCUCUAAGCAUCUGCACACUAAUAACUUCUCAUCCUAUACAAAAGGAAACAAUCCAAACAGAUUUAACAAGUGAAAAUCAGAGAGCUAUGGAGGCCAAGAUCAGCAGCUAUUUCCUGAUGAUUCAAUUUGGUAAUAGGAUGAGGAAAGCCAUUCAUCAACAGUCAAAAGGAGAAAUUUUACUGAAGAAAAGAAGCAAGGACUGCUUUUCAGUACUUGAUGUUAAAAAUAAUAAUAUAAUGUGCUUGGAUGCAACCAAAAAGCCAUAUAUUUCAGCUGAUGUCAUUAAUAAGGACUGCUUUAUAACAAUUCCAAGAAAGAAUUCCUAUCAAUCUACACGCAGGAGUGAUGCAAUGAUCAAGCUUUUUGGAGCUCAAAGCCACACUGAGGCUUACAUUGCAGAAUUACCUCUUUCUCUGCAAUCAAACAACCAUAAAACACAUCUCAGGCAGAGAAGAAGCCAACAUAUUGACCCAUCUGAUCCUUUGGGAUUCGAGAAUCCCAAGUCAAGGACCACCAAUUAUCGAAGACCAAAUCCAGAGCGAGAGCGUGAGCGCAGCAGUAAUGUUUCUAAAGAGACCAUCACUUCUUAUGAUGACCCUCUACACGUACUGCUCUCCAAGAGCCCAGUCAGUCCAAAUUUACAAAAGGAAAAGAAACACAAGCAAGUUGCACCAUCUGAUCCGUUCUGAAGAAAUUACUGAUCACACCGAUCUGAAGAACUUAUAUUGUAACGUUAAGAAAGCAAAUGGUUCCGUGGAAACAUAUAACCAACAAGUAUAUGAUGCAAUCCAGGGCCUUUUUUUUCCAGCUCAGUAGUGAGGCUAGUUUAGGUCACUGCUUGUCAGUCCUUUCACCUUUUUAAGUCAGUUAAAUUUUAAACUACCUUGCAAUGCUGUGGCAAUGACGUUGCGUUCAUUAGAACUGUGCCUUUUUCAUUGAUUUAUCAUGAAAUACUAAGAAUUACAUGCAGUUGGCAAUUAUUUUCUUGCAAUGUUUGGAGUCUGCAAUUUAUAUCAUUAUAUUUCAAGUGUUGUCAGUAGACAUAAAUAUCAUAGUUUCAAACAUAUAUGAGAUGGUGCUGGCCACCUUUACUGAAUUAUUUAUUGAAGAAGUAUCGAUACGUUUUUAUUUAUUAUAUUUUAUAUUGAUGUCUUUAAUCUAAACAUCUUCGAAAAAUGAUCAAAUAUCAAUUUAUCAAAUGUGAAAAGAUUAUUUAAUUUAAGGGUAAUUUAAACAUUUCUAAGAAAGUAUUACCAGUAUUCAUAUUGAUUAUAAUGCAUUUUGCAAAAAAUGUAAUUAAUGCAUUCAAACAAUAAAAUGAUUGAAAA
Messenger RNA from Megalobrama amblycephala (Wuchang bream), 1494 nucleotides. RefSeq lists its product as uncharacterized. Bases 136 to 855 code for a protein of 239 amino acids. The record is from RefSeq and is a predicted model, not a curated record. The transcript is spliced from 3 exons. NCBI's taxonomy places the organism in Eukaryota, Metazoa, Chordata, Actinopteri, Cypriniformes, Xenocyprididae.